AAAAAAAAAAAAAAAAAAAAGCCUGAAACGGUAAACCUCUCUAAAUUCCCCAUUUUGUAUCCGUCUUCUCCAAGGCAACACUUCCCCCAAACUCAGCCACUAUCCCUACCUCCGCCGCCGCACUUUCUCUUUCCUCCUCCUCUUCACACCCUUCAACAAUGGAGGACGUUUGCGAGGGAAAAGACUUCUCCUUCCCUAAAGAAGAAGAAAAAAUCCUCAAGUUCUGGGAUGAAAUCAAAGCAUUCGAAACCCAAUUACAAAAAACAUCAAAUUGCCCAGAAUUCACCUUCUACGAUGGACCCCCUUUCGCUACUGGUCUCCCACAUUACGGCCAUCUUCUUGCUGGUACCAUUAAAGACAUCAUAACCCGGUACAAAUCUAUGACGGGUCAUCAUGUGACCCGCCGAUUUGGGUGGGAUUGUCAUGGUGUACCUGUUGAACAUGAGAUUGAUUCAAUGUUGGGUAUUACGAGUCGGUCCGAUGUGAUUGAUAUGGGAAUUGAUAAGUAUAAUGAAGAAUGUAGAGGAAUUGUUUCUAGGUAUGUUAAAGAAUGGGAGGAGGUUGUGAGGAGAGCUGGGAGAUGGAUUGAUUUUCAGAAUGGGUAUAAGACUAUGGAUUUGGAUUUUAUGGAGUCUAUUUGGUGGGUCUUCUCUCAGUUGCAUCAGAAGGGGCUUGUUUAUCGAGGGUUUAAGGUUAUGCCGUAUAGUACCGGUCUGAAGACACCUCUAUCGAAUUUUGAGGCCAAUUCUAACUAUAAGGAAGUACCUGAUCCUGAAAUCCUGGUGACUUUUCCCAUUGUGGAUGAUCCUCAUAAUGCGUCGCUUGUGGCAUGGACUACAACUCCAUGGACUCUUCCUAGUAAUCUAGCAUUGUGUGUCAAUGCCAAUUUUGUCUAUGUUAAGGUCAGGAGCAAAGCUACCGGUGCUACGUAUGUGGUUGCAGAGUCUCGUAUGUCACAGCUUCCUAGAGAUAAAGUAAAAACUGAGAAAUUACCGAAUGGAUCAGGUGGUGAGGCCAAGAAUACUAAGUCUAAAACUAAGGGUUCCACUUCUGAGAAAACUGCUUUGGAUGAUAGUUCGUACGAACUGUUAGAGAAAGUUCCAGGUGCAUCCUUGGUGGGUCUGAAGUACGUUCCUUUGUUCGACUAUUUCAAUGAGUUUUCUGAGGUGGCUUUCAAGGUUGUGGCAGACAACUAUGUGACUGAUGAUAGUGGAACUGGAAUUGUACAUUGUGCUCCAGCAUUUGGAGAAGAUGAUUAUCGUGUUUGCCUUGAAAACAAAAUAAUUGAACUGGGGCCAGACUUGAUUGUAGCUGUUGAUGAAGAUGGGCGCUUCAUCGAAAAGGUUUCUGAAUUUAAAGGACUCUAUGUCAAGGAUGCUGAUAAGGAAAUUAUUAAUGCAGUAAAGCAACGAGGCAGGCUUCUCAAACAAGGAAGUUUUACUCACUCGUAUCCCUUCUGUUGGAGAUCUGAAACUCCUCUUAUUUAUAGAGCUGUUCCCAGCUGGUUUAUUAGAGUGGAAAGUAUCAAAGACCAAUUGCUUGAGAACAAUAAAAAGACUUAUUGGGUUCCUGAUUUUGUCAAGGAGAAACGUUUCCACAAUUGGCUUGAAAAUGCUAGAGAUUGGGCCGUGAGUAGAAGCAGAUUUUGGGGGACACCGCUUCCUAUCUGGAUGAGUGAGGAUGGAAAAGAAAUGAGAGUCAUUUCUUCUGUUGAAGAACUUGAAAGAGAAUCAGGGGAAAAGGUUACUGAUUUGCAUCGGCACUUCAUUGAUCACAUUACUAUUCCAUCCCAGGAUGGAAAAGGCGUCCUCCAGCGUGUGGAUGAUGUUUUUGAUUGCUGGUUUGAGAGUGGUGCUAUGCCUUAUGCAUACAUUCACUAUCCAUUUGAAAACCGUGAGCUAUUUGAAAAAAAUUUCCCUGGACAUUUUGUGGCUGAAGGUCUGGAUCAAACUCGUGGAUGGUUUUACACAUUGAUGGUUCUCUCCACUGCAUUAUUUGGUAAGCCCGCUUUCCAAAAUCUUAUCUGCAAUGGGCUUGUCCUUGCCGAAGACGGGAAGAAGAUGAGUAAGAGACUCAAGAACUACCCUGCACCAUCAGAAAUUCUUAAUGAGUAUGGAGCUGAUGCGUUGCGGUUGUAUAUUGUAAAUUCGCCAGUUGUACGUGCAGAACCUUUACGGUUUAAAAAAGAUGGUGUGUUUGGUAUGAUCAGAGAUGUCUUCCUCCCAUGGUACAAUGCAUACAGAUUUCUUGUUCAGAAUGCAAAGAGACUUGAAAUUGAAGGUUUUGGAACUUUUAUUCCAACUGAUCGAAGUGUGCUAAAGAAUUCCUCCAAUGUCCUUGACCAGUGGAUCAAUUCGGCGACCCAACACCUGGUUCAUUUUGUCCGACAAGAAAUGGAGGCUUAUCGAUUGUAUACGGUGGUUCCUCAACUACUAAAAUUUCUUGAUGAUCUGACAAAUAUUUAUGUAAGGUUUAACCGUAAGCGGCUAAAAGGUCGCACAGGAGAGGAAGAUUGCAAAAUUGCACUGUCCACUCUUUACCAUGUACUGCUAACUUCAUGUAUAGCUAUGGCUCCACUGACACCAUUCUUUACCGAAGUUCUUUACCAAAAUUUGAGAAAGGUUCGUGAUGGGGCUGAAGAGAGCAUUCAUUAUUGCAGUAUCCCUGAAGACGAAGGAAAGGGAGAAGAGCGCAUUGUACAAAGUGUUUCAAGGAUGACGAAAAUCAUUGAUCUUGCACGUAAUAUCCGUGAGCGCCACAACAAGCCCUUAAAGACACCCCUCAGGGAGAUGGUGGUGGUGCAUCCUGACAAAGAUUUUCUUGAUGAUAUUGCCGGGAAACUAAAAGAGUAUGUUCUGGAAGAGCUUAACAUAAGAUCUCUGGUUCCCUGUGAUGAUCCGUUGAGAUAUGCUUCUCUUCGUGCUGAGCCUGAUUUUAGUGUGCUUGGGAAGAGGCUUGGCAAAUCAAUGGGAGUGGUUGCAAAGGAAGUCAAGGCAAUGUCCCAGAAAGAUAUAUUAGCAUUUGAGGAAGCUGGAGAAGUAACCAUUGCAGGCCACUGUUUGAAGCUGGGUGACAUUAAGGUAUUGAGGGAUUUCAAACGUCCUGAUAAUACAACAGAAAAGGAAGUUGAUGCUGCUGGAGAUGGUGAUGUCUUGGUCAUUCUUGACUUACAUCCUGACGAAUCAUUGUUUGAGGCUGGAGUAGCUCGUGAGGUUGUAAAUCGCAUCCAAAAGUUGCGGAAAAAGGCAAGUCUUGAACCUACCGAUGUUGUGGAAGUGUACUUAAGUCCAUCAGACAAGGAUGCACCAACCUUGAAGCAGUUUCUGGCUUCACAGGAACAAUACAUAAGGGAGGCUAUUGGCUCCCCGUUACUGCUUGCAGAAUUCAUGCCAUCUUAUACAGUUAUUCUCACUGAAGAAACUUUUCACGGUGUAUACGACAUGUCGUUCACUAUUAGAUUGUCAAGGCCAACAUUAGUGUUCAAUGAUGAAGCUCUACUCAGCUUAUAUGAAGGAAACACAACCUUCGCACAUGGUUUACAGGUUUACCUUAGAUCAAGAGAUUCUAACAAGCUGAAGUCUGAAUUUAAUGCCGGAAAUGGCAAGAUUAGGGUCGAUUGCAUCAAAGAUCAACCACCAGUGGACGUAUUGCUGGGUCAGCAUGUAUUCUUGAGUGUUGGAGAUCAUUAUUUGAGCAGAAAGUCCGGGUGAAAAGCAAAUUUAAGCCAUUAAUUACUCUUUUUUUCACCUUUUAUAAUUUUCAUUUGCGCACAUUAUAAUUAUUAACAUAAUGAUUGAGUGGUUACCAAAUUAUUGUCAAUUUUGUAAGAUUUCUCAAUUAAAUGAAAGAAAACAAUAUUUACCCACAGAAA
Molecule: messenger RNA, 3871 nt
Organism: Chenopodium quinoa (quinoa)
Lineage: Eukaryota; Viridiplantae; Streptophyta; Magnoliopsida; Caryophyllales; Amaranthaceae
Product: isoleucine--tRNA ligase, cytoplasmic-like
Exons: 27
Coding region: 159-3710 (1183 amino acids)
Biological process (GO): isoleucyl-tRNA aminoacylation
Molecular function (GO): isoleucine-tRNA ligase activity; tRNA binding; ATP binding
Source: RefSeq, a predicted model, not a curated record